CAUCGCCGUCUGAGUAGUAACCUCAAAGGGCCAGCAGCCAUGGCAAGAAUAAAGGUUCAUGAGUUGAGGAACAAGUCGAAGACAGACCUUUUGGCUCAGUUGAAGGAUCUGAAGGCGGAGCUUGCUCUUCUCCAUGUUGCAAAGGUCACCAGUGGUGCUCCUAACAAGCUAUCCAAAAUCAAGGUGGUAAGGUUGUCAAUUGCACAAGUUUUGACUGUCAUCUCACGGAAGCAAAAGUCAGCUCUUAGAGAAGUUUACAAGAACAAGAAGUACUUGCCUCUUACGAAAAGUUUGGCUAGAUCUGGUUGUGCGGUGGCCAGAUCUAAUUGUGCGGUGGCUUAG
This is a messenger RNA of Solanum verrucosum, 342 nucleotides long. RefSeq names its product 60S ribosomal protein L35-like. The record is from RefSeq and is a predicted model, not a curated record. Lineage: Eukaryota; Viridiplantae; Streptophyta; Magnoliopsida; Solanales; Solanaceae. Gene Ontology annotation, molecular function: structural constituent of ribosome; mRNA binding. The transcript has a single exon. Bases 40 to 342 code for a protein of 100 amino acids. Gene Ontology annotation, cellular component: cytosolic large ribosomal subunit; ribosome. Gene Ontology annotation, biological process: maturation of LSU-rRNA from tricistronic rRNA transcript (SSU-rRNA, 5.8S rRNA, LSU-rRNA); translation.